Pimephales promelas (fathead minnow) is the source of this 1485-nucleotide messenger RNA. RefSeq lists its product as uncharacterized. The record is from RefSeq and is a predicted model, not a curated record. NCBI's taxonomy places the organism in Eukaryota, Metazoa, Chordata, Actinopteri, Cypriniformes, Leuciscidae.
UUCAGUUUUUUUCACACAUCCGCUUAGAUUCAUAGUUAAGUGAAUCUUACAGCAUAUGAACUCAACAACCACAGAAUGAGGACGGCGCAGCUUUUACUCUACUUUCUGCUGGUGUGUCAAACUACAGCGAGUUUAAUAGAUAAACGGGUGAAUUUAGGGGAAAAUGUGACUUUAGACUGUCAGACUGAUGUAAAAGAGAUUUAUUGGUUUUUCCAGAAACGGACAGAUUCUCCAUUGCUGAUAUUGAGGACUUUCACAUCACAUCAUGCAUCUUCUCAAUUCAAUGAAGAAAGAUUCAAAGUCAAAUAUUCAUCACUAACUUUGAGCCGGUUAUUUAUUAGUAACAUAACUAUUGAUGAAUUAGGAAUAUAUUAUUGUAUAAAAUCAGGCUCACCUCUACAGCUCAGCAAUGGCACCAGACUUUACAUCUCUGAAAAUAUCCAAGAUGACAAUCAAACAGAAAACAAAAAUCGGCCACAGUGUGAGAAAACACCUACGAUUGACGAUCUUCCGACGGUUACAUCCUUCAUUUUGAACUUUGUGCUGAUUAUCACAAUAAUAGGUCUGUUAACACUUAAACUUAAGAAGCCCACAAAAAGUCGACAACAUCGUCAGAAUGUCGAACCAGUGCAGCUCGAGGACUUUAACGCCGCACAGUAUUCUGAAAUCGAGUUGCCAACAUAUUCCAGAGAAGGAAAACCCAAACAGAUCAACGGCACUUACGCACUUCUCCAGAUGCCAAAGCGACAUAGAGUUAAACACAACUUGAACCUACAAAGUUGUUAAGGUGGUUUGACACCUCGGUUAAUUUGUAGGAUGUGUAAAGGACAAUGAGUUUCCGUCACCGUUUGCAUUAAAUCACAUUAUUUACUUAUUUUUAAAAUACAUAUUUUGUUGGAUGUUGCGAAGUAAUCUUAGACGGUUUAACAGAACAAUCUUGACUGAUGUGGUUUCAGUUUACUAUAAGGUUUGAUGCGUUAACAUGAAAAAAACAAUGAAAGAUACUUGUAUUAAUCCUGCUAAAAGCGAUCAGCUGACUUAACUUGUUGCGUUAAAAUAAUUAAGUUGACGAUUGUCCACAUAACUUAAUUUUUUCAAUUACGCAUGGUCAUGUAAUUCUAAGGCAACGGGUUUCCUCACUUUUUUAAGUUAAGUCAACUAAUCACUUUUUACAGUGUAAUGUUAGCGUAAAUACAUUUUUAACAUUUGACAUUGUAUGAAUUGACAUCAACAAUGGUACAUUUAAACAUUAAAUACUACUAUAUAAAAUAACAACCUAAACUAUUAAAUUGUUAAAAUUGUUUGUUAGUUCAUGACACUUAAUGUAUUAAUUAAUGUUAACAACUUGACAUUAGUUUUACCAAUAAGUUUUCUAUAAGAAAAGUUUUUAAAUGACUGUUAUUGUGUAUAUUUUAUGUGUUUUGAAUAAAACAGUGUUGGUUUAAGAUUAUGUCAUUGUUGCCAUUGGUCUCGAAACCUGAUCAG